AUGCUUAAACGUCAAGAGAAUAAACAGGCUGCAAAUCAUAACACUGUCACUGAAGUAAACAUUUCAUCAACAGAAUCAAUGGAGCAUGAAAAUAAUGAAAUAAAUCACAUUGAUGUAGAUAUGAUGAUGACCACUAUUUCUAAUAGUUCAGUAGAAACUAGGAUAACGCAACACCCAAUAAAAAAGGAUGCUGAAUGUUACGCCAAGCCAGAGACCGAGGAUGUUUCACUUGAAACUGAUAAAGUGACUGUGAUUAAUUUAAUCAAAAGUGAUAGUGAAUUGAGUACUAUGACAGGCUUACAAUCUUUCACUCUUUUAAAUACUAUAGUUGAAGUUUUAGAAAAAUCUUAUCCUAAGACAUUUGAAAAAAGUAAUUUGAAAGCAAAAGGUAAUGUUAUAAUGACUUACAUGAGAAUAAAACAAAAUAUGUCAUACAGUGCUCUAGCAAUUCUUUUUCAAAUAUCUCCAAAACACUGCCAGAGAAUUUUUGUCAAAACUUUAGGGAUGCUUAAAAUUACUUUAAAAGCGAUGAUUGAUUGGCAAUCCAGGGUGACGAUUUCUAGAAACUUACCAAACUAUUUUAAAGGCUAUGAAGAUGUAAGAGUUGUUUUAGAUUGCACAGAGAUACAUAUACAGCAUACUAAAUGCCUCGAAUGUCAAAUGUCAACCUUCUCACAGUACAAAGGUGGAUUAACUGUGAAAUUUAUGACUGGUGUUUCUCCUUUAGGUAGUAUAACAUAUGUUAGUAAAAUGUAUGGUGGAAAGUCCAGCGAUACUGCUAUUUUUAACCAAAGCAGCUUAAUUCAGUUAUUAGAACGUGGUGAUGCUAUCAUGGUUGAUAAAGGUUUUUUGAUUGAAGCAACAUGUCAAAAAAAUGGCUGGAAAUUAUACAGGCCUGCAUAUUUAAGAGAUAAGCAGUUCAGCAAAUUCGAUGCUGAUAAUUGCUGUGAUAUUGCUAAAGCUAGAGUUCACAUUGAAAGAUCGAAUCAGAGAUUGAAAGUUUUUCAACUACUUUCAUCGACAGUCUCAUGUGAACUUCAUCCACUUUUAGAAGAUAUAUUUAUUGUCAUUUGUGCAACAGUAAAUUUAAGUUCACCUAUAAUUGCUGUAAAAAAUUUUAUGCAUAAUACUGUAAACACUCCAAAUGAAAGUAUUGAAAUAAAUCCUGGGUAA
This is a messenger RNA of Phymastichus coffea, 1173 nucleotides long. RefSeq lists its product as uncharacterized. The record is from RefSeq and is a predicted model, not a curated record. The transcript has a single exon. Lineage: Eukaryota; Metazoa; Arthropoda; Insecta; Hymenoptera; Eulophidae. The coding region runs from base 1 to 1173 and encodes 390 amino acids.